GUUGUCAAGGCAGCCUCGGAGAGCACGGCUGGCUGACGGAAAGUAGCUGCAGUGUCCUGGCAACGUCUCUGUCCAAAAACACGUUCACUAAAACUGCCCCGGAAAGUUAGGUGUAACUAAAGGACACCCGCAUACCAAAGUGAUGUCUGCAAGAGUUGGCAGCUGCUCAGCAAAGCCAACCAUCAUGUAGGAGGAGACCACGUACGUUGAUGCCAUCAAGGAUUGUUGACCAACGGGAUGAUUUUAAUCCGUGUGACAAGGGAAGAGCCAACCACCACUGUUGGAUGAGAACCGAUGGGCUGUUCAAGCUGGCGAUGCCAACUGCAAAAGAUAAAAGUGGUUCAACGUCCCACCGCUACCGGCCGGCCUCCGAGUACGAUGAUGCCACGCUCAACCAAAAAAGACAAUACUGGAGAACCAAGAAACGAGAGCAGAGGGCCCGACUGACAGAGCGCAGAAUAAAGGGAACGCAAGGCGGAAAGAUCCUACAUCUGCACGCCCCUGCGGUGACAAAUUCUACUUCAACUCUCCCUUUUGCCGCUUUUGCUUCUCCUUUGCAGAGUAAUGACGACUCUUGCAAAAAAGUUGCGACCUCUUCUGCAUCACCAAGUGUAAAUGUAGCCACGGCCUGCUCAGUUGAAGCCACUGACAACCAAGAGGAGAAGUGGCUCCAUUCAAUGAAACUGGACAUUCUCUCGCCUCAGUUGCCAGCAUCGUGUUCCAUUUCAGCCAAAGCUUCUAGGGGCAACACGGUCACAGCGAGGGGUACGCUGAGCAGAGCCGUUACCUCACAUACACCCAGUGGAACCCAGCUAAACACCCGUUCCUCAGUGCCUCCAUUCAGAGUGACCAGAACUACCAAUGGCAGCUCCACUGAAACAACGCCUCAGUCAUGUGGGUCUAUGCAGAGUGCAUCAGCCCCUAAAACACGUCAGGCACAAGUUGCAUUACGCACCCAGCCCAAUCUCCCACCAACCAAUGUCACCACAGGCGCGAUUCUUAUGUCCUCACCAUGUGUCCCAGACUCUAUUAAAAGGGUGGGCAGAAAAGCGAACACAACGCCUCAAAGUGGAACAAAGAAUGCCUUGGUCACUUUGCAGGGGGCUAAAGGUGUUAGCAAGUCCCCUUCUUCUUCGGGGCUAGAGGAGGAGCAAGCAGCCAGACGCAGAGAGCAUUGGCGGAUCAAAAAGCGAGAGCAAAGGGCGAAGCUGGCAGCUCAGCUAGUUAAAGCUAGAGAAAGGGCACAGAGUGUGGAGUUCACGUUUCGGAGGCAAACAGCACAAAAAACAGGACUUGUGGGAGGCAAGAUUCAUCAGCAUCUUCCAUCUCAGCCAAUUUUGAGAGAAGCAAGCAAGAGGCAGUUUCCGACUCAGGUCAAAACUUCAUUUACAUCGGCCAAAAGGGAAAAUGACGAACUGCAAAGUGGGACAGGGGGCUUCGCCACAGCCAACCGGAACAAGGUAACAAAUGCACAAGUCUGUAGGACAACGCAGACAGCCAUCACAUGUGACGCUACUUUGUUUAGAAAGCCUGGGGAGUCUACGAGAAGGUUUCCAAGUUAUUUACAUCUUUCUAAUGUUGCCCGAGGGACAACCCGAUGUAAAACACCUAGACAGAGGUUCAUAGAUGCCCAGAAGAAUUUCAUGAAUCAAAGAAACAUAAGAUGUAAAUCCCCGUUAAAUGCCUCAUUCUUUGCUAGCAGAAAUUUCCCUCAAAUUGACCCCAACGACACGCCCGAGCAGAUAAUCGCCAAACGGCGAGAGUAUUGGCGGAUUAAAAAGCGCGAACAGCGAGCUAGGCUAUCAAUGGACGUAAAGUCUCGGUUGAAGGAGAGGGACUCUCUAAUGCGAAGAGUGAAACGUUACCAGUCAAUCCUGGAGGAGAUGAGGAGGGCCAGAGCGUUGGCCCAGUCAGCGGGAAGCAGCCUUACCCACGCCUCGGAGACCAUCGGGGGGUUCAUCAAGGAGGAUGGGACGGUGACUAUUAACAUUCCCCAGGUUCCUUCAGAGCACAACUCCGAGUGUCAUGUAGUUCCUUAUAACACUCCCAACACAAAACCUCAGCAUCACCCUAAUACAAACCGAAGAGUUAUAACACCCAUUCGUGUGACUAAGCCCCCUCCUCCCCUCCUACCAGCUCAGGUGAAAGUCUCUUUUCCCCUUGAUGGUCAGUCGCUCAACAAGCCACCAAGACUACUACCAGUCAGACAAAGCACAGCCUCUGCUAAACCACACAGGUUAGCAAUCCAAACUGUUGGUCAGCUCACACUCACUCAUCCUCAAACCCCUCAAAAUGUGGUUUCUGGAGGAUCGACCGCAGGGUCAAACCUGGGGGCCUGUGUCAUGAAGAUGGCCAUCUCCAGUAAUGCACCAUCACUGUCAGCACUCUCUCUGGAUCCGGAGUUGACAGAAGAGGAGAGGAUGGCAAAGAAAAGGGAGUACUGGAGGAUAAAGAAGCGAGAGCAGCGAGCAGCUCGAGCCGCUCGCCUGAAGCAGGGCGUCUUACAGGCCAGGGCCAGUGUGACCUUACAGAGGAGGAGGGCCCAGAGGAAAUUAGCGAUAGCAACCACACCACCAGGCAGGAGUCUCCCUGACCAAACAAGAAGUCUACAAUCCAUACCCAACAACCGUGUCCCAGUUAUGCCCCAUGCAAAUGAGAUAAAACAAGAGAAUGAGUCUAUGCCAGAAGUUGACCUUAAUUCUCAACUGGAACAAGCCAUCUGUCCAGAUAUCAAAGCCCCAAGCUCCCCACCACCACCACCUCCUCCAGCGGCACAUUCGGAGCCUGACUCAGCUGUGAAUGCAGACAGCCAAGCUACCACUCUGCUAGCUGUAGCCUCUAUGAAGAAACUCCUGGAAGAAUCACUUAGCACAGUGACAGAGUGUAGCAGUGAGCAGUCUACCAUUAAAUUGGAGUCAACGGAGGCCUCAGAGCAAGAGAUGGAGCCAAAUUUACCCCCGAACAAGUUGGCUCCUAUCGCUCCUGACUUGACAUUGGAGAUAAAAAGCUGGCCUUCAAAUUCCAAUGCUUUAGUUCAAGAAUGUUCACCAAGCCCUCAUCUCAAGGACUCAGCCCAAAGUAGCGAGACAAUACCACCUCUUCCCAUCUCCAGCGGGGUAGUCCUGCCUCCCACAUGCGAGCACUCAUCCCAAACGCAUUCAAACUUCAUAGUAAAACCCUCUAUGGAAGCCUCUCCGCCCCGCAGAACCCAGAGGCAACGCACCAAAAAAGCAGGCCAUCAAAGCAGCCUUUCCGCAGAGCCGCCAAAGCUGCAUCACCUACCACAACCGCAGCAACAACACAGUGAAAAACGGUGCCAGGCACAGGAAGAAUGCCAAAACAGCAACUCCCGCCCAGAACAAGGACCUCUCAGUGUGAUGACCGAGCGCAGCGGUCUGUUCGGCCUGCAGAGGAAGAGGGAGUACUGGAAACUGAUGAAGAGGCAGCAAAGGGCCCGGUUAAGAGCCCGGCAGAGAGACAGAUCGGCAGAGUGCAGCAGUCGUCUCUCCCAGAAAAACAUUCAGGCUUCAGGUCUCGUUCUUAUGAACACCACAAAGGGCGUGAAUCCCCGAGGAAAAGCAGCACUCUAUCCCGAGCCGCCCGUUGCUUCUCCAACUGCAGUGGCCAGUAUCCCCUCUGUCCUGCUCGUUAGCCACAUGGCAUGCAACGCUGAACAGUCACAUGACGCACUCCGGGUCAAAUUGCCUGUCAACAGUGUCUCCUGUUCACUCAGAAGUGUGCAGAACCAUGUGAACAUUGGACCAUCACAGAUCGAGUCCUACUGUCAAGGACCUCACGAGAAUCCACAACAAGCCAUGCCAAGUUCAAGAAGGUGGAUGUCCAGAAGCACAGACCUGGACUUGGCCCCUUCACUCCCUUUUCUGAAACCCCCAGACAACCCACUGUCCAGCAUCAACCUUCAGCCCAUUGAACCUCCUCCAAGUCCAAACUGCACCUUCAGUCCAAUAAAAAUCCCUUGUUCCCAGCUUCAGAACCCCACACAUAUGAUGCAUACUCCCACCAAUCUGGCACCCAUUACCUCCAUGCCUCCACCAAAGCCCAUCCCAGGGGAGUGUGAGGAGGACUUUUUGAGGAGGAAGAGGGAGUACUGGAGGAUUAAAAAGAAGGAACAGAGAGCCAGGAAGGCCAUUCGGGACAAGGGAGUCUCCCCAAGAAGAGCCUCCAACAACUUUAGGACCAUCCUGCCUGCCCAGGAGCCACAAACACAGGAUUCUGGUCAGUGGCUGAGCUCCUCUGAGGAAUCAGAACAUCUAAUGAGUAAUUCAGAGGACACCGACAUGGGAUCGUUUUCCUUCUCAGGUUACACAGCACCAGAUAAUGCAGAGCUUCUGUUCACUGACUACGAGGAUAAUAACGGAGAGGAAGGUUCCGUCUCAGACGCCGUGUGGAGGAAUCGCUACCUCAUGGACUACGAUCCGCUCAACCAGCUGCUGGUGUGCAUGGUGUGUGGAGAACUGCAGUACUCCCACAGCCUGGAGGGGGUGAGGGCCCACAUCGAUGAGGCCCAUCCGGACACCCUGGCCCUGGAGCCCAGGGAGCAACGGCAAAUACUGGAGGCCUGGGACGAGCAGGUGUCCCAGAGGGAGCGCUUUUUCACCAGCCAGCUCCAGCAGCACAGCGGGACCCUGGAAGAAGCACACAGGAACUGAAGACCAGAGGAGAGGACUGCAGGAGACAACAGCCACACUUUGUCUUAUUUAUUAAAAUUGUAUCAAUGGGUUUACCUUCACAAAGUCACCUUGAAAGAAAAUGCUGUAUUGGAAAGAUUCCUCCCAACGGGCAGCUUUACCUCAUUUCCCUACCAGGGUUGUAAUAUGGGUCUAUGACAGUCCGUGUGGACAGUUUCUGCAUCAAAGCUUUGAUGGAUAUGACGUUUUAUAUUUAAAAUAUUUAUAGAAGUAUGACAUUCUGGUGAAUAGUCUUUGUACUAAGCCAGGCUAAAAUUGUGUGGGACCUAUAAACUGAGGAUAAACCUAUGUUGAAAUUCAGGUCCGAGGCUGUUCUAGACCCCGCUAGUUAUUGGAUUGUUGCAUGGCUGUUCAGAACUGUUCAAGUUAUUGUUUGUGAUUCUCCAUGAUGUUCUUCAAACCCUGAAGCUUACAUAUGUUCCUCAAUGACAACUUUUUGUAUUGAGACAACUUUUUUAAAACUUUGUCAAAUGUGUACAAACCUCCUGCAGUUCAUAUCAGCUUCACCAUAUGACAUAAAACAUCUAACGUCUUCACUGUAAAUACAGAAAAUACUUAAGUCGUAAGACGUAUAAGACUGUGCAGUUUCACAAUAUUUGGAGCAAUGGUAUUUAUUGACUCUCCUUGUAUAAUGAUUAUUGAUGGUGCAUUAUUCAUAUCUGUAGAAAGCUCCAUGUUAGAGAAUCUUCUCAUCUGUGAGUAUUGAGUCCAAGGGUUUCCUGCAUGAGUAGUAAAAGGAUAAACUACAAUGUAUCAUUUAUGAUAUACAUUCUCGUGUUUUGUACCAUUUCAUUCAGAGAAAACUGCUGAACUGUUCUGUUUGAGCACAAAGCUGUUCGGAGGACUGCCUUCACAGCUGCAACACAGUGUCAAUAGCUGGAAGCGACCAAGCUAUUUUACCUUCUGAGAAUGUAAUUCUGACUUGAUGACUUGUUUACCAGUUCAAAUGGAAUGUUUCAAUGCCUUUUUCAGUAAUAAACCUUUUCUACCUUUGAGCUUA
This is a messenger RNA of Gasterosteus aculeatus aculeatus (three-spined stickleback), 5709 nucleotides long. RefSeq lists its product as uncharacterized. The record is from RefSeq and is a predicted model, not a curated record. Gene Ontology annotation, biological process: negative regulation of DNA-templated transcription. NCBI's taxonomy places the organism in Eukaryota, Metazoa, Chordata, Actinopteri, Perciformes, Gasterosteidae.